Guillardia theta CCMP2712 is the source of this 1271-nucleotide messenger RNA. RefSeq lists its product as hypothetical. NCBI's taxonomy places the organism in Eukaryota, Cryptophyceae, Pyrenomonadales, Geminigeraceae. Bases 1 to 1242 code for a protein of 413 amino acids. Gene Ontology annotation, molecular function: zinc ion binding; porphobilinogen synthase activity. The record is from RefSeq and is a predicted model, not a curated record. Gene Ontology annotation, biological process: heme biosynthetic process. Gene Ontology annotation, cellular component: cytosol. The transcript has 7 exons.
AUGUUCGUGCGAAGAUCCUUGUUGCUCACCGUCUCCUGUGCUGUUCUCGCUGCCACCAAUGCCUUCGUGGCGGUUCAGCCCAGCGCGCGUCUGCUCAAGUCUGGGGCACGGCCCGUCCGUCGACAACAGUCUUUGUCGGGCUUGAAGAUGACGGCAGUGGAGCGGAACGGUUUGAUGAAGGAGUCGAUCUACGGCCUGAAGCAGAGGCCCAACGGAGACAUCUGGGUCCCGCAGAGGGCCAGGCCUCGCAGGAACCGCAAGAACGAGGGGCUGAGAUCGAUGGUGCGGGAAAAUCGCGUGGAGCCAGCCAACUUCAUCUACCCGCUGUUCGUACACACCAAGGACAGCAACGAGAAGAUCGACUCCAUGCCUGGCUGUGAGAGACACACGGAGGAGAGCUGCCUGCGCGAGGUUGGGGAGGCCAUCGCUGAGGGCGUCAGCAAUGUUAUCCUGUUCCCAAAGAUCCCCGAGGGACUCAAGUCGAACAGCGCGGACGAGUGCUACAACCCUGAGGGCUUCAUCCCCUCCCUCAUCUCCAAGAUCAAGGGCAAGUACGGCGGCAGCGUCAACGUCUGGACGGAUGUUGCCUUGGACCCCUACUCCGACCAGGGGCACGAUGGGAUGGUCAGCACGGACAAGCGAGGAGAUGGAGGCAAGGGCAGGAUCCUCAACGACGAGACGGUCGAGCAGCUUUGCCGUCAGGCUCUGGCGCAGGCUCGCGCGGGUGCUGACGUGGUCGCGCCUUCGGACAUGAUGGACGGGAGGAUCGGCGCCAUCCGAGACGCCCUCGACUCCGAGGGCUUCACCGACGUCUCCAUCGUCGCCUACACGGCCAAGUACGCCUCAGCCUUCUACGGCCCCUUCCGUGAUGCUCUCGACUCAGCCCCUCGCGAGAGCUCCAACGCCCCUCCCAACAAGAAGACCUACCAGAUGGACCCAGCCAACUCCCGCGAGGCUCUUGUGGAAGCUGCGCUCGAUUCUGCGGAAGGAGCCGACAUGCUCAUGGUCAAGCCUGGCAUGCCUUACCUGGAUAUCAUCAAGCUGCUCAAGGACAACACCAACUUGCCCAUCUCUGCCUACCACGUGUCCGGCGAGUACGCGAUGCUCAAGGCGGCGGCUGAACGAGGAUGGGUGAACGAGAGGGACGUGGCGCUGGAGACGCUCCUUUGCUUCAAGCGAGCUGGCGCCGACGCGAUCUUGACCUACUACGCCAAGCAGGCGGCGAGGUGGCUCAACGAGUGAAGUUGAUGGAUAAAGAAAAGAAAAAAACC